This is a messenger RNA of Pseudozyma hubeiensis SY62, 3597 nucleotides long. RefSeq lists its product as hypothetical. Gene Ontology annotation, biological process: peptide catabolic process. NCBI's taxonomy places the organism in Eukaryota, Fungi, Basidiomycota, Ustilaginomycetes, Ustilaginales, Ustilaginaceae. Gene Ontology annotation, cellular component: cytosol; mitochondrion. The record is from RefSeq and is a predicted model, not a curated record. Gene Ontology annotation, molecular function: metalloendopeptidase activity; metal ion binding. The transcript has a single exon. The coding region runs from base 1 to 3597 and encodes 1198 amino acids.
AUGCUGCCUUUUCGUCGCGCUCUCGUCCGCUCACCACUGCGGAGCUUGUCCUACACGAAGCCGGCUACCCUCACGGCUGGCAUCACUGCCUCACCUCAACUUCGCGCUUCACCAAGUUCAGCUGCCGCUCGUCACCACUCUUCGAUUCUGUCAUCUCGACCCCGCACAUCUCUCAAUCGCAGCAUGGUAGCAUCGUCCUUGAGCGUACCCGGCUCGUCUCGCCAGCUCGCCACACCAGCCUCAGCGGCCCUCACUCUCGGCACCGGUCCCUUUGAGGGUCUUCCAGCCGGUUUCGAAAUUCGUGACACGCUCAAUGGCUCCAAGGCUGCUGCGCAGUAUGCUGUGUUCACCAAGGAUCUCGAGAUUUCCGCUCAAGAUGACUUGCGGUACCGUCUCGUCCGCCUUGCAAAUGGUCUAGAAGCGCUCGUUAUCCACGAUCCAAAGACCGACAAGUCGAGCGCUGCUAUGGACAUCCGCGUUGGCCACCUUAGCGACCCAGAGGAGCUUCAGGGUCUCGCUCACUUCUGCGAGCAUCUCCUCUUCAUGGGCACAAAGAAGUACCCGCGCGAGAACGAGUACUCGGAAUACCUUUCCAACCACUCGGGAGGCUCCAACGCAUACACUGGCAUGGACAACACCAACUACUUCUUCGACGUCUCUCCGGAUCACUUUGAAGGCGCUUUGGACCGCUUCGCUCAGUUCUUCCUCGAACCUCUCUUCGACCCUUCCUGCUCCGAACGCGAGGUCAAGGCUGUCGACAGCGAGCACAAGAAGAACUUGCAAAGCGACAUGUGGCGUGGUUUCCAGCUCGACAAGUCGCUCUCCGAUCCUUCGCAUCCCUACUCGCACUUUGGCACUGGUAACUACCAGACUUUGUGGGAGGAUCCCAAGAGCAAGGGUCUGGACCCACGCGAUGAGCUGCUCAAGUUCCACGACCAAUACUACUCUGCCAACGUGAUGAAGCUCGUGGUGCUCGGCAGAGAGGAUCUCGACCAGCUUACAGGCUGGGUCAUCGAAAAGUUCUCUGGCGUCCGCAACACCGGUCGUGAGCCGCCUCAGUUCGACCGAAGUCCUCUCACCGCACAGCAGCUGCAGAAGCAGAUCUUUGCCAAGUCGGUACGCGACGUCCGCAAGCUCAAGAUCGCCUUCCCCAUCCCGGACCAAGGUCCUCACUUUCGCUCAAAGCCCGGUCACUUUUUGUCGCACUUUAUCGGUCACGAGGGCGAAGGAUCCAUCCUCUCGCACCUCAAGAAGAAGGGUUGGUGCGAUCGUCUAUCUGCUGGCGCCUCGGGUGACGCAAAUGGCUUCGAGUUCUUCAAGAUCUCCAUCGACCUCACUCAGGAAGGCCUGCUGAACCACGAAAAGGUGGUCGAGUCCAUCUUCAAGUACAUCCACCUCCUUCGCACGAGCAACCUGGAGCAGUGGACCCACGACGAGGUCGCGCAGCUCAGCGAGCUCAUGUUCCGCUUCAAGGAAAAGAUCGAUCCCGCUAACUACGCCUCCAGCACGGCUGAACAGAUGCAGAUGCCUUAUCCCCGCGAGUGGAUUCUGUCCGGAGCCUGGCUCACGCGCGAUUUUGACCGCGAUCUGAUCAAGCAGACUCUGGAUCAGCUGAGGCCUCAGAAUUGCCGAGUCGUCGUCAUGGCCAAGACGUUGCCAGACGGCAGCACGACGUGGGAGAGCAAGGAAAAGUGGUACGGCACCGAAUACUCGAUCAAACCUUUGCCACAGCAGCUCUUGACGCAGACGCCGACCGAGUUCGAGGAUUUGCAUCUGCCCCGCCCGAACUCGUUCAUUCCUGCUAACUUUGAUUUCAAGGGCCCACUUGCUGAAGCCAAGGGUAAGAAGCCCACCCCACGACCUCAGCUCGUGCUCGACAACGAGAGCAUGCGCAUUUGGCACAAGCUCGACGAUCGAUUCGGUCUACCCAAGGCAAACAUUUUCUUCGUUUUCCGCAACCCGCUCAUCAAUGCCACACCUCUGACCUCGAUCAAGACGCGCAUGCUCAUCGAGCUCAUCUCGGAUUCGCUCGUCGAGUAUUCGUACGACGCUUCGCUCGCCGGGCUGAGCUACAUGCUCGAGUCGCAGGAUCAGUCGCUUGUUCUUUCGCUGAGCGGAUACAACGACAAGAUUCCUGUGCUGGCCCGCAGCAUCCUUGAGAACGUGGCCAAGUUCCAAGUCGACCCUCGUCGUUUUGAGCUGGUCAAAGAUCGUGUCAAGCGAUCUUACCAGAACUUUGCCAUCGAGGAGCCUUACCGGCAUGCCACAUACUACACGACGUACUUACUCCAAGAAAAGAUGUGGACGCCACAGGAGAAGCUGCGCGAGCUCGAGCAGCUCAGUGUUGCCGACGUACAGCAAUUCUUGCCGGACCUGCUGCAGCGCAUGCACCUCGAAGUCCUAGCUCACGGCAACAUGGCCAAGGAAGAGGCUAUCGAGCUGUCGAACAUGGCGUGGGACACCGUCAAGUCGCGACCCGUCAACAAAACAGAACUGAUCUCUAGCCGAUCGCUGCAGCUGCCCGAGAAGAGCAACAAGAUCUGGAACCUGCCCGUCACCAACGCUGCGAACGUCAACAGUGCCAUCGAGUACUACGUCCAGAUCGGCGAGCCUACCGACGUCUCGCUGCGUGCGACCCUCUCGCUCUUCUCUCAGAUUGCCAAUGAGCCCGUGUUCGAUCAGCUACGUACCAAGGAACAGCUCGGCUACCUUGUGUUCAGCGGUGUGCGACGCAGCACUGGCAGCCUCGGCUGGCGCGUCAUCGUCCAAAGCGAGCGUGAUGCACCGUACCUCGAGGGCCGCGUCGACGCUUUCCUCGACCAGUUCAAACAGACACUGGAGAAGAUGACCGAAGAAGAAUUCGCAGGACGCAAACGCAGCAUCAUCCACAAGAAGAUGGAGAACGUCAAGAAUCUGGUGGAGGAAUCCACGCGAUUCUGGUCGCCCGUAUUCGGCGGCACUUACGACUUUUUGGCUCGGUACGCAGACGUCGAGGCGAUUGCCAAGACGACAAAGGAGCAGGUGGUCGAUUUGUUCAUGAAGUACAUCCACCCGAGCAGUCCUACGAGGAGCAAGCUCUCCGUGCACCUCAAUUCGACCGCUUCACCCGCACUUCGCUUUUCCGCAAAGGCGGUUGAUGCGCUCGAGCAAGCUGUCAACGCACAAGGCCUUCCUGUCCCCAAGGAGGCAUUCGACGCACUGCGAACACAGCAGCCAGCUAUCGAAACAGUCAAGGACAUGGCAUCGCAAGCCCUGGCUCAGGCUCCUACACCAAUGCCGGCUGACGGGGUCAAGCAGAUGCUGCAGUUGGUGGACAGCCUAGCUUCGCAGUUCCCCUUCGAGGACGCUUCUGCUGUCAAGGCGGCACCUGCGUCCAUCAAAGUGGAAAGCGCAAUCAAGCCUCAAGACGUGACAGACGCAACGGCUUUCAAGGCCCAGCUCAACCCGUCGAAAGCUGCGGUCCCUGUCAAGUCGUUUGAGGAGCUCGCAAAGGAUCCCAGUGAAGAGGGAGAAGAGCUGGCCAAGAUCGCCGAGGCUGUGCUCAGGAAGACUGGUGCAGGCUCGAUCGAGGACGGCGAGCCCAAGGCCAACUUGUAA